GUGAGACCGUUUAUCGAUCUUGGCAUCGGAGGCUCUUCUCUUCCACAGCCGCCAGUACUCUGAGCGCUGCCCUCUGCCACACGGCUGGCGUGGAGAGUUAACCCUCGGUGGGGCUUAGAGCGGGACAUCGAAGGGUUUUCCUUCGCUGACGUUGCUUUCCCUUAAUUCCAACUGCUUUAAGUGAUUGCCCUGGUCCAGCAAUUCCACGCUUUGGAAUUUGUCCUAAGGAAAUAAUCAUGGAUGUGCAAAAAGACUUGAUUACAAGAGAGAAAAGAACAUCAAGGCAUUUUAACUGGAAAAAGCCUAUGUUGACCUCUUGGGAAUAAUUGGUUUAAGAACAACUCUGGAAGAGGAACUCUGGAAUCGUGAAUCAGAGUCAACUAUGAGGGCAGACUUCACAUCACUUCACUGCCAAAAUGACAUCAUUUUCCACCUCUGCCCAGUGUUCAGCAUCUGACAGUGCUUGCAGGAUCUCUCCAGAACAAACCAAUCAGGUACGACCAAAACUGCCUCUUUUGAAGAUUUUGCAAGCAGCAGGUGCACAAGGUGAAAUGUUCACUGUUAAAGAGGUUAUGCAUUAUCUAGGCCAGUAUAUAAUGGUGAAGCAGCUUUAUGAUCAGCAGGAGCAGCAUAUGGUAUAUUGUGGUGGAGAUCUUUUGGGAGAACUACUGGGUCGUCAGAGCUUCUCUGUGAAAGAUCCAAGCCCUCUCUAUGAUAUGCUAAGAAAGAAUCUUGUCACAUUAGCUACUGCUACUACAGAUGCUGCUCAGACUCUCGCUAUCGCACAGGAGCACAGUAUGGAUAUUCCAAGUCAAGACCGACCGAAGCAAAGUGUAGAGGAAAGCCCCAGUUCCAGGAAAAGAACUGAAGAAGGCAAUAUUCCCGCACUGCCUACCUCACAGUAUAAAUGCAGAAGUUCUAGAGCAGAUGAAGACUUGGUAGCAAAUUUAACUCAAGAAGAGACGUCAAGACUGGAUCUCGGGUUUGAGGAGUGGGAUGUAGCUGGCUUGCCUUGGUGGUUUUUGGGAAACUUGAGAAAUAACUAUACACCUAGAAGUAAUGGCUCAACUGAUUUACAGACAAAUCAGGAUAUAGGUACUGCCAUUGUUUCAGACACCACAGAUGACUUAUGGUUUUUGAAUGAAUCAGUGUCAGAGCAAUUCGGUGUUGGGAUAAAAGUUGAAGCUGCUGAUCCUGAACAAACAAGUGAAGAAGUAGGGAAAGUGAGAGACAAAAAGGUGGUUGACAUGGGAAAAAAUGAUGACCUGGAGGACCCUGAAUCCAUAAGUGAUGAUACCGACACAGAAGUUACCUCUGAGGAUGAGUGGCAGUGUACUGAGUGCAAGAAAUUUAACUCUCCAAGCAAGAGGUACUGUUUUCGUUGCUGGGCCUUGAGGAAGGAUUGGUACUCAGAUUGUUCCAAGUUAACCCAUUCUCUCUCCACAUCUGCUAUCACUGCCAUACCUGAAAAGCAAGAAAGUGAAGGAAUUGAUGUCCCUGACUGCAGAAGAACUGUAUCAGCUCCAGUUGUUAGACCUAAAGAUAUUUACAUAAAGGAAGAAAACUCUGAACAUUUUGAUCCUUGCAACUCGGUGGAAUUCUUGGAUUUGGCUCAUAGUUCUGAAAGCCAAGAGACCGUAUCAAGCAUGGUAGAACAAUCAGAUAACCUUUUUGAACAGAGAAAAGAUACAGAAAACAUGGAGGAUUGCCAGAAUCUUUUGAAGCCAUGUAGUCUGUGUGAGAAAAGACCACGAGACGGAAACAUCAUUCACGGGAGGACAGGCCAUCUUGUCACUUGUUUUCAUUGUGCUAGAAGACUAAAGAAGGCUGGGGCUUCUUGUCCUAUUUGCAAGAAAGAGAUUCAGUUGGUUAUUAAGGUUUUUGUAGCAUAGCUGAAUCGGUGAAUUACAGACACAUAUUAACAGAGCUGGUCAUGUAUCCAAAUAUCAGUAUUGAGCAUCUCUACGCAGGGUCACUCAUUUCAUACUUUCAUUUAUUCUUGUAAACUUUUAUGUUCUAAGCCAUUUUUACCUCUAAACUUAUAGAAUUUGAGAAUAAGUUCUUUAGAACUACAUUAUCAGUAUGGAGACUGUUAACAUUAAAAGAGAAGUUAAUCAUUCUGUCUUCAAAGAUGAGGCUCUGGGAGGGAGUAGUACAAAUAGAAAUACAUUCGUUCUUUCAUUUACCAAAUUACCUGAAGAUGAAUCAUUUCUUUAUUUAAUUUAAUUUCUUACUGUUCUUUUCUGGUAGGGAAUGUUCUUGGGCAUCAAAAUCCAAAGUGACUGUUAGAAAGAUAUUAAAGCUAUCAAUGAAAAAACAAGUAAUUAAUGUAUAAAGUAGACUAUGUUGUGUGAUUAAGAGAAACGAUUAUUUUUGUAAAGUGCCUAGAACAGUGAUAUCCAACAUUUUUGCUAACAUACCUCAAAAAACAAUUUUGAAAAAGUACAUACAACUUUUUGCACAUUUUAAAAAUUGAGGUGUAGUUAGCCAACAGUAAAGUCAGUAAAGUGUUCCCUUGUGCUGAAUUGUAGACAUCUCAGUAGCCACCUGAAGCAAGCAGUAGUGCAUUUCUAUCUCCUUUUCCAGGCAGUUCCUCCAUCAUUUCAUGACUCUUACCCUCAAUUAGUUUUCCUUUUGCACAUGUUAAAUUUGACUUUUAAAUUUUUAAAAUAAAUUUAACUAAUUAAAGAGGAUGUAUCAUCCAAUAUAUUGUAGAUGUGCUUUAAAGAUAUUUUUGCCAAAACCUUGGAGCUGUAGAUCUGGCUGGUUGAAUUUAUAGAAAAAGUCCUGUCAUAUAAACUGGCAAAGCCUAUUCUCAUUAUAAAACUAAUCAGCCAAAUCAAACUUCAUUUUCAGUCGGAAUGUUUGACUUUAUAUUAAUUUAUUUUUUGGCCACACUGUACAGUAUAUGGGAUCCCCAACCAGCAAUCAAACCCGUGCCCCCUGCAUCAGGAGCAUGGAGUCUUACCAUUGAACCGCCAGGGAAGGCCCUGUUUGACUUCAUUUUUAAUCCAGUUACAUAGCCUUCUCAGUCACAGUUCUAAGAUAAGGCACAGAAGUUUUGACCAAAGCUCUCUGUGCUCUACUCUGCCCUCUUGGUCUCCCGGGAGCCUGCUCGGGGUUUUUGUCUUUUUAUUUGAUGCCUCUAAAGGCUCUUUUAAUGUUCUGAGGCAGUGCCCCAUAAGAUUCUAGGUGGGUGAGAGGCAGCCUUUUGGGUGAGAAGUAGCCUGCCUUCUGAGAAUAGGGAGUAUGGCAGUUGUGAAAAGGAAAGCAUUUAAAGAUAACCCUGAAGAGGUUUUAUCUAUGCAUGUAAAUAUUAGGAUAAUACAUAUGGAAAUUGAAGAUCUUUAAGUUGCUUUCCUUAUGGAUAUUCCUGUCUACUUUUCCUAUGGAAAAAAUUUUGGUGUAUGCUCAGCAGUAUGAAUAUUUUGAAGACUAAGGCCCUAAAAUUACUAAAUUUAAGGCUCUUAAGAAUCACCUGGGUUGCUUGUUAUAAGCCCAACUUUACUCCCUGCCCCAAACACACACAUACGCAUGCAUUCACAGGAGCUGGUGUACACACAGGUACAGAGAGUAGAGCAGAAUCCCUUUAUUUAGCAUCGUGUUUAGAGAAGUUCUGCUAAACUCGUAGAAAUUAACUAGCAUACACUCAUAUACUUAACCUCUUAUUUUGCACAUGAGGCUGAAAGGAUAAACGACUGCUGAAAGUCACAGCUAGUGAUAGAACUCUUACUGGGAUCCAAGUCUCCUACAGUAAAUCUUUAAACCAUGCUUUCUUCCUUCUCAUUAUUUGUUAACUGUUUCAACUGUGGUAUUUGUUGAAUUUGCAAUAACUAGUAGCCUUAAAAUACUGAAGAAUGUGAGCUGCAGACGAAAUAGGACUUCAGAGAGAAUACAGACUUUUAACCGUUUCUCCUCAAAGAGAGAAGGCAGUACAUGUCCACUUCUCUUACAUAAUCUGAUAAAUUACUCCUCCCACUGGAAAGACUGGUAGAGGCAGCAGAGGAACCUGAACUCUCUCUCCAGUGUUUUUCAUCCUUGAGGGAUGAAACUUAGGUCUCUGGCUGUCUCCAGGCAUUAGGGACAAGGGUUUUUUCCCCUCAGUAAAUAGAAUCAGUCCUUCAAGUUCAGUGUUUUGUUAGACUAUGGUAAGUGCUCUAAAAAUUUAGGAAGUUAGUAACUUUAUGCCCCAUUUCCUCUCCCCACACUGCUCUCUUCAUGAUAGUUUGAUAGCUAUUGAUUUUAAUUUUGCCAGUUAAUUGCUUUUGCAAGUAAAAUGAGGAAUAGGGAGAGCUGGGAUCUGCACUUGUACCCUCUGGUCCCUCUUACAAUAAAGUUGAGUUUUUGAAGAAAGCUUAAUAAGAAAAAGUCUAAAAUUUUAAUUUUUGUAUAUAGAUAUUUGUUGCUAAUUUGCUAGCACAGAAUCCUCUUACGCUACUCUACUUACUUUUUUUCCCCCUUGGAUCACCUGGGUUUUUACUGUCUCCAUUAGCAGUAAAUACUUCGCUUAGGAGAUUUUAAACUGCACAUUUGAGCUGAAAAUAUUUCAAUAAAUGUACACUUAGGUGUACUGAACCCCUAUCAAGAGUCUUGAAUGACUGAAAUGUUAUAAAGAGCUGUAUCUGCAGAAGGAGGUAGUAUUUCUUUUGUAGCUUAUCUGAAAUCCAAGAUGCUGCUUCUGCAGUUUGUUUUCCAUCAUCCAGGAUCUUUGUUUUAUUUAUUUUUUUAACUUUUUACUUUGUAUCGGAGUAUAGCCAGGUAACAAUGUUAUGAUAGUUUCAAGUGCACAGCAAAGUGACUCAACCAUACAUAUACAUAUAUCUGUAAGAACUGGCCUGCGAUGCGGGAGACCCAGGUUUGGUCCCUGGGAAGAUCCCCUGGAGAAGUAAAUGGCAACCCACACCAGUAUGCUUGCUUGGAGAAUCCCAUGGACAGAGGAGCCUGGCGGGCUAUAGUCCCUGGGGUCUCAAAAGAGUCAGACACAACUGAACAAUUGACACUUUCACUUCAUUCUACCCCAAACUUCCCUCGCAUCCAGGCUGCUGUAUAACCUUGAACAGAGCUCCUUGUACAAUACAGUGGAUCCUUUUUGGUUAUCCAUUUUAAAUAUAGCAGUGUGUACAUGUUGAUCUCAAACUCUAAUUAUCCCUUCCCCCUAUGUUUCUCCGCUGGUAACUUAAGUUCUCUAAGUCUGUGAUUUUGCUUCUGAUUUGUAAUUAAGUUUACUGGUAUAAUUUCUUUUUUGACUCUGCAUGUAAGGAAUAUCGUGUGAUAUUUCUGUUUCUCCAUCUUCACUCAGUCUGUCAGUCUCUGGGUCCAUCCACGGUGCUGCGGAUGGCAUUUCAUUCUUUUUAAUGGCUGAGUAGUGUUCCAUUGUGUGUAUGUACCACAUCUUCCUCACCCAUUCCUCUGUUGACAGGCACUUAGGUUGCUUCCAUUUUUCGGCUGUUGUAAACAGCACUGCAGUGAACACUAGGGUGCAUGUCCUUUCUCCACAUAUAUUCCCAGGAGUGGGAUCGCAGGGUCGUAUGGUAGCUCUAUUUUUAGUUUUUUAAGGAACCUCCAUACUGUUCUCUGUAGUGGCUGCACCAUUUUACAUUCUCACCAACAGUGUAGGAGGGUUCCCUUCUUUCCACACCAUGUCCAGUUAUUUACUGUUUAUGGAUUUUUUGAUAAUGGCCAUUUUGGCUGAUGUGAGGUGAUAACCUCAUUGUAGUUUUGAUUUGCAUUUCUCUAAUAAUUAGCAAUGUUGAACACCUUUUCAUGUGCCUCUAAGCCAUCUGUAUCUCCUUUUGAGAAAUGUCUGUUUAGGUCUUCUGCCCAUUUUUGUUUGUCUUUUAAUUAAAUUUCUUAUUUUAAGGUAAUUGUAGAUUCACGUGCAGCUGUAGGAAGCAGUACAGAGAAAUGCCUUGUAAUCUGUAAUGAUUUCCUCCAAUAGUAACAUCUUGAAAAGCUGUAGUACAGCAUCACAACCAGGAUAUUGACGAUACAGUGUGGAUAAAAAGCAUUUCCAUCACUGCUGGAAUCCUUCUAUAAUCCUUUAUAGACCUGUUAGGUUCCUUAUAACCUUAUCCCCUCUUUAGCCCUAGAAAUUACUAAUUUGUUUUCCAUUUCUGUGAUAUUGUGACUUCAGAAAUGCUCGUGCAUGGAACCAUAUGGUAUGCAACCUUUUGGGAUUGGAUUUUUUUUUCCCCCCAGCAUAAUUGCCUGGAAAUACAUCUGAGAUAUAUAUGAAUAAUUCUUUUAACUGCUGAGCAGUAUUUUAGGGUAUAGCUGUACUACAGUUUGCUUAAUGAUUCACUCAUCAAAUGACAUCUAGAUUCUUUCUAGUUUUUGCCAUUAUUAAAAAAGCUGCUCUAAGCAUUUGUGUACAUAUUUUUGAACAAACCGAAGUUUUAAUUUCUCUGGGAUAAAUGCUUAGUAGUACAAUUGAUAAGAAGGUAUGAUAAAUGAAUUUUAGCUUUUAAGAAUUGCCAAAUGCUUUUUCCUUAAUGGCUAUGCCAUUUCACUUUCUCAUGAGCAAUUUAAGAGUGAUCUAGUUCUCUGCAUGGUCACUAGAAUUUGGUGCUUUCACUCUCUCUAUAUAAAUAUUUAAUUUUAGUCAUUCUGAUAGAUAGGUGAUGAUAUCCCAUUGUGGUUUUAAUUACAAUUUUCCUAAUAACUGAACCUUUUAACUGAACCUGAGAUAAGUGAACCUGAGACAAGUGAACUAGAACCUUUUAUAUGCCAUACGUACAUCCUCUUUGGUAAAGUGUUUGUCUUUUGCCCAUUUUCUAAUUGCUUUCUUACUAUUGAGUUUUGGGUUCAGUUCAGUUCAGUUGCUCAGUUGUGUCUGACUCUUUGCAACCCCAUGGACUGCAGCAUGCCAGGCCUCCCUGUCCCAUCACCAACUCCCAGAGUUUACGAGUCAGUGAUGCCAUCCAACCACCUCAUCCUGUCGUCCCCUUCUCCUCCCGCCCUCAGUCAGGGUCUUUUCAAAUGAGUCAGCUCUUAGCAUCAGGCGGCCAAAGUAUUGGAGUUUCAGGUUCAACGUCAGUCCUUCCAAUGAAUAUUCAGGAUUGCUUUCCUUUAAGAUGGACUGGGAGUUCUUUUUAUACUCUAGAUAUUAGUCCUUUGCUGUAUAUGGGGUUUGAAAAUAUUUCUCCCACUCUGUAGUUGGUCUUUUUAUCCCUUUCAGAGGACCUUAGAAAUAGUUUGUAGUUUUGAUAAAGUUCAAUUUAUCAGUUUUUCUGUAUAUAUUUUGUGCUUUGCCAUCAAGUUUUGUUUAGCCCCAAAUCUGGAAUAUUUUGUCCUUGUUUUCUAUAACAGUUUUGUAGUCUGAUAUUUUACAUUUAAAUCUGUGAAUCAUCUUGAUUUAAUUUUGUAUAAGUUAUAAUUAGAUGAAGAUUUUUCUUUUUUUUUUGUCUUAUGAUGCCCUAUUGUCCCAGCAGCAUUUGUUCAAAGACUAUUCUUCACUUAUUUAUUUUGAAAGACUUUUAAUUUUAUAUUGGCGUGUAGUCAGUUAACAAUAUUGUGAAGUCAGGGAGUACUUUGGCUAUUCAGGGUCUUGUCUCCGUACAGAUUUCAAGAUUUUUUGUUCUAGUUCUGUGAAGAAGGCCGUUGAUGAUUUGAUAGGGAUUACAUUGAAUCUGUAGAUUGCCUUAGGUAGUAUAGUUAUUUUGAUACUGUUGAUUCGUCCAAUCCACAAAAUGUGUUUUAUCGCCCAUUUGUUUGUAUCUUUGAUUUCUUUCAACAGCAUCUUAGAGUUUUCAGAGUACAGGUUUUUUGUCUCCUUAAGUAGGUUUACUCCUAAGAUAUUUUAUUCAUUUUGAUGCAGUGGUAAGUGAAAUUGUUUCUUGAAUCUCUUUCUAAUCUUUUAUUGUUAGUAUAUAGAGAUGCAAAAGAUUGAUGUGUAUUAAUUUGUAACCUGCAGCUUUACGAGCUUCGUGGAUGAGUGCUAGUAGUUUUCUUGUCGCGUCUUGAGGAUUUUCUGUGUAUAGGAUCAUGUCAUCUGCAAGCAGUGACAGUUCAACUUCUUUUCCAGCUUGGAUUCCUUUUAUUUCUUUUUUUCUCUGAUUGCCAUAGCUAGGACUUCCAAAACUGUUGAAUAAAAGUGGCGAGAGUGGACACCCUUGUCUUGCUCCUGGCCUUGUAAGAAAUGCUUUCAGUUUUUUACCAUUGAAUAUAAUGUUAGCUGUAGGUUUGUUGAAUAUGUUGAGGUAUGUUCCCUCUAUAUUCACUUUCUGGAGAGUUUUUAUCAUAAAUGAGUACUGAAUUUUGUCCGAACCUUUUUCUGCAUCUAUUGAUCAUUGGGCUUCCCUUAUGGCUCAGAUGGUAAAGAAUCUGCCUGCAAUACAGGAGACCCAGGUUCAAUCUCUGGGUCGGGAUGAUCCCCUGGAGAAGGGAAUGGCAACCCACUCCAGUAUUCUUGCCUGGAAAAUCCCAUGGACAGAGGACCCUGGAGUGCUACAGUCCAUGGGGUCUCAAAGAGUCAGACAUGACUGAGCAACUUUCACUUUAUUGAUCAUAUGGCUUUUAUUCUUCAAUUUUUUUAAUGUGGUGUACACACUGAUUUAUGAACAUUAAAAAAUCCUUGCAUGACUGCAAUAAAUCCCACUUGAUUAUGGUGUAUAACCCUUUUAAUGUAUUGUUGAAUACAGAUUGCGAGUAUUUUGUUGAAGAUUUUUGCUAUGGUGUAUAACCCUUUUAAUGUAUUGUUGAAUACAGAUUGCGAGUAUUUUGUUGAAGAUUUUUGCGUCUGUGUUCAUCAGUGGUAUUGGCUUGUAAUUUUCCUUUUUGUAGUAUCUUUGUCUUGUUUUGACGUCAGGGUGAUGGUGGCCUCAUAGAAUGAGUUUGGGGGUUUUCCUUCCUGUCCCCUUUUUUGAAAGGGUUUCCAGAAGGAUAGAUGUUAACUUGUCUCUAAAUAGAUUUUGCCUGUGAAGUCAUCAGGUGCUGGACUUUUGUUUGUUGGGAAUUUUUAAUCACCAUUUUCAAUUUCAGUGCUUGUGAUUGUCUGUUUGUAUUUUCUACUUCUUCCUGGUUCAGUUUUGGAAUGCCAAACCUUUCUAAGAAUGUGUCCGUUUCUUCCAUGUCGUGCAUUUUAUUGGCAUGCAGUUGCUCUUACGAUCCUUUGUAUUUCUGUGAUGUCAGUUGUAGCUUCUCCUUUUUCAUUUCUAAUUUUAUUGAUUUGAGUCCUCUCCCCUUUUUUUCUUGAUGAGUCUGGCUAAAGGUUUAUCAAUUCUGUUUAUCUUUUCAGAGAACCAGCUUUUAGUUUCAUUGGUCUUUGCUCUUUUCUUUGUCUCUAUACCAUUUAUUUUCACUCUGAUCAUUAUGAUUUCUUUCCUGUCUGCUAGCUUUGAGGAUUUUUUUUUUUUUUUUUUUUUAAGCUUUGAGUUUUGUUUGUUCCUUCUCUAGUUCCUUUGGAUAUAAGGUUAGGUUGUUUAUCUGAGAUUUUUUUCUUGUUUCCUGAGUUAAGACUUCCAUAAACUUUCCUCUUAGAACUGCCUUUGUUGUAUUUCAUAGAUUUUGGAUUGUGGCUUUCAUUUUCAUUUGUCUCUAGGUAUUUAUUUUCUCUUUGAUUUUUCUCAGUGAUCCAUUGGUUGUUUAGUAGCAUGUUGUUUAGCCUCCACAUGUUUGUUUGUUUUAUUAGUUGGAGGCUAAUUACUUAACAACAUUUCAGUGGGUUUUGUCAUACAUUGAUAUGAAUCAGCCAUAGAGUUACACGUAUCACAUGUUUGUUUUUUUAUAGUUUUUUUCUUGUAAUUUAUUUCCAGUCUAAUAGCAUGAUGGUAAAAGAAGCUUGAUACUAUUUCAGUUUUCUUAAAUUUACCAAGGCUUGCCUUGUGGCCCAGCAUGUGGUCAGCCCUAGAGAAUGUUCCAUGUGCACCUGAGAAGAAUGCUCUGUAAAUAUCAGUUAGUUCCAUCUGGUCUACUAUGUCAUUUAAAGCCUCUGUUUCCUUGUUAAUUUUCUGUGGGGUGUUAAAGUCCACCACUGUUGUGUGCUCCUGUCGGUUUCUCCCUUUGUGGCUCUUGUGCUGUGCUUGGUCACUCAGUCGUGUCUGACUCUUCGUGACCCCAUGAACAGUAGCCCACCAAGCCCCUCUGUCCAUGGGAUUCUCCAGGCAAGAGUACUGGAGUGGGUUGCCGUUUCCUCCUCCACGGCUCCUAGUAUUUGCCCUAUAUAUUGAGGUGCUUCUAUAUUAGGUGCAUAUAUAUUUACAGUUGUUCUUGCAUUUACAGUGUCUUCUUGGAUUCAUCUGUUGAUCAUUAUGUAUUGUCAUCCUUUGUCUCUUAUGUGCUCUGGGUGCUAAGUCGCUUCAUAGUCUGACACUGCAGCCCGCCAGGCUCCUCUGUCCAUGGGAUUCUCCAGGCAAGAACACCGGAGUGGAUUGCCAUGCCCUCGAAGGAAACUUCCCAACUGUUGUCUCCUGUGUCUCUUGCAUUGGUAGGCGGGUUCUUUACCGCUAGUGCCACCUGGGAACUUAUCACAGUGUUUGUUUUAAAAUCUAUUUUGUCUGAUAUGAGUUUGCUAUUCCAGCUUUCUUUUGAAUUUCCAUUUUCAUGGAAUACCUUCUUCCAUCCCCCAGGAUCUUCAUUAAAUGUUGUUUGGGAGCACAGCACAGCAAGUAGAACUCCUUGUGUUUCUUGGGUUAGGAUGGGUUAGGGAUCCUAAAAAGGGCCAAAUAAAGCUAUCAGAGCAGUGCUUUACCUGUAGUAACUUUUAAAUCAUCUUCUUGAUCUAUUUUUUAUUUUCUUCUUUUUUCACUGUCACUGUGGUACAGAUAAGCAAGACAUGGUUUGUGUGUUAAGACUUCAUAGUUUAUUGCUAUAUGAUGAUGAAACUCUUGACUUCCAAACACUAGCAUUUAGUUUGUAAUUAGGGUUAUUAUAAUGCUCUGGUUUUCUGGAGACAGGGCCAGUUUACUCUUGUUUUUCAGCAUCUUACACAGGUUGUCUCUGUCUCUCCUGUUUCACUUUCAAAUGUUUUCUUUUAGACAUUAAAUUAUUACGGUCUUCCUAGUUAUAGAUAAGUCAUGCUUAGCUUGAAACCUUAACUGUGUGGAAAAGAUCUGUUAAAGUAGGUGUCAGUGGCGUUUAUUGUUUCCACUGCAUUAUACCAUAGACUUGUGAUUAAUGAAAUCAUCCCACAUUAGCAUCAGAUUUCUUAUUUUAGUUAUUUAAAUUAAUAUUUAUGACCAUGUUAUCCCAGACAAAAUGUUGAGACCAGAGAUGACAAAUCCUUAGAAAAGCAAUGAAUUUGCAGUUUAUAGCUAAAAUGUCUCCUGCCUGUUAUUGUUAAUCCAUUCUGCUUGCACUGUACUUACAAUACUUGGUAUGCUUGGUACUGAUAAUACUUGGUAUGCUUUUGUAUUUUAUACUUAAGCAGACUUUAUCUUAGAGCAAGGCUUUAAGUUGAUAUUAACAUUUCUUCAGAGUCCCUCUAUGGAAUAUCAUAGAUUCCCAGUCCUAGACUUGAACAGCGGAUCAGUGUCCAGACAGUCCAGCUUCUAAACUGCCACAAACUUAAGAUUGAAUCACUGCCAGGCAUUUGAAAUAUUCAGUUGUGUUUUAAUAAUAAUUUAUGUAUUAAAGCUGUAUGUAAUGCUUUAUGUGAUGUUAUUUUGUUUGUAAGAACUUAUUUUUAAAGGUCAGGAUCUUAUUUUUAGGUAGCCUUUUUUUGAAAUGUUACUUAAAUGCAAUGUUGGCUUCUCUGACAGUUGCUAAAGAGAAAUGUGUGAACUGUUAGAUUAGUAUAUCUACAGAGCUCUUGUAAGUGGUAUUGCUUGGUUUGUUUUUUUUAGAAAGUAGGAAACUUAACCAACUAUUUGGUUUUUCCCAACAGACAGUUAUUAUGAUCUUCUGAAAAUAUGAUUUCCUUCUUUCUCUCUUCUUGCCACAUUUCAUGGCAUGUGGAACUUCUCCAACCAGGGAUUGAACCCUUGCCUUCUGCACUGGAAGCAGGGAGUCUUAACCACUGCCAGGGAAGUCCAUGAAAGUAUAUGAUUUUAGAUACUGUGAAUCUGUUGUUUUCCAUUUAGCCAAAUAUCUGCUCAAAUUGUUCAUGUCUUAAAGAAGAAUUCAUUUUGACAGCUGUCUCAUUCACGGGUGUUUAUGUAUGCACAUACACUAUCAAGACUGUUAAUGCUUUUGCUAAAACUGGCUAUAUACUGGGUGAUUUUAGAAUCUGCACUUCAAAGAUGAAGAAACCUGCAAGCUCUCCCCUGUGCCAAAAAUAACCACAUAUAGUGUUUACAAAUGUCUAGAAUUUUGCACUACUGUAGCGUACCUGAGGUUACUUUACUGGAAUUGUUCACAUUUGUGAUUAGCUGAGUUGCAGUUUAGCAUAUGAGAAGAAAUAUUGGAGACUCUAAAGCUAAACUGGAAAUGGAAAUUAUCUGAGGUGGUAGUUCAGGUGACACCCCCCAGACCUAAUUUGGGAACAGUUUUUUCCAGAUGGCCUUGAGAUAUUCUUUUUGUUGAUAGAGCUUUCCUUGCUUGCCAUUGCUAUAUUCUUUCUUUAGCAACCAGAUCUCUUUUUCUUCUGUGGGAAAAUGUCCUAUUAGUAUUUUGAGAUCUUUUAAUGCAAUGAAUGUGCAAUCCCAAAUAAUGCCACUGUUGGUGAAUGUGGUAUUGUUAAAAUAUUAUAAUAAGCUUACACUUGGGGUUUACUGUACUUCUCUCAAGAGCCUUUUGAAUGACUGGACUGUUACAGAGAAAGAAGUGUUCAGAAGGAGGUAGUAUUUCUUGAUAGCUUACCUGAAAUCCAGAUGCUGCUUCUGCAGGUGGUUUUUGUUCACUGGGGAUCUUUAUUAAAUGUUAUCUUGGAGGAUAGCCCAGCAGGUAGAACUGCUUUUAUCUUGGGGCAGGAUGGGUCAAGUAUCCUAAAAAGGGCCAGAUACUAGAAGUUGUUAAGCUUUUGGUAGACCAAGCUCUGGGGUAUAUAUUCAGAAUGCCUCAUCUCCUGGAAGCUGAGCUCCCCUUUGUGCCUGCCUAGCAGAGCCUACAUUACUUCCUUUUACCCAUGCCUCUAGCUCAUAUAUCCUUUGCUUCACAUGAUCUCUUGUCUAGGAGAGUUCUGCCUCUAGGUUCUGAGAGAAGUAUGUAUGUAAAUUUGGGUAGUAGCUACAACUGCCUUGUUAUGGUCUUGAUAUAAAAAAUUCUGUCUUACAUGCACUUGAAUAGGUGGCAUAAAAUGCAAUCUGUAUAUAAAAAUCAUGCAAUUUUCUAAAUAACAUCUAAUUAGGUAGUCAUAGUUAAUAAUAGUAGCAAAUAUGGUUUCAUAAAAUGGGAAGAAAAAGGCAAUUUAAAAUAACUUUGAAAAAAAAAAAACCAACUUUGAAACCAGCCCAGAACAUGAGGAAAGGAGAUAUUUCCAUGAGUUCUUGCCUAAUCUUUUAGCUAUCACUAAGUUGAUAACUCUGUAUCUUUUUGCACUAUGUAUUUGAUUUUGUUGUGCUUUUUUUGUAUAUUAAAUAAUUUUCAUUUUGUCA
Messenger RNA from Dama dama (fallow deer), 13469 nucleotides. RefSeq names its product MDM4 regulator of p53 (gene MDM4). Gene Ontology annotation, cellular component: nucleus. Bases 417 to 1892 code for a protein of 491 amino acids. Lineage: Eukaryota; Metazoa; Chordata; Mammalia; Artiodactyla; Cervidae. Gene Ontology annotation, molecular function: ubiquitin protein ligase activity. The transcript has 12 exons. Gene Ontology annotation, biological process: negative regulation of apoptotic process; regulation of cell cycle; protein ubiquitination. The record is from RefSeq and is a predicted model, not a curated record.